This is a messenger RNA of Glossina fuscipes, 1617 nucleotides long. It is a transcript of the gene Mulk, whose product is annotated as acylglycerol kinase, mitochondrial. The record is from RefSeq and is a predicted model, not a curated record. The transcript is spliced from 3 exons. Gene Ontology annotation, cellular component: mitochondrion; TIM22 mitochondrial import inner membrane insertion complex. Gene Ontology annotation, molecular function: acylglycerol kinase activity; ATP-dependent diacylglycerol kinase activity; ceramide kinase activity. Bases 368 to 1561 code for a protein of 397 amino acids. Gene Ontology annotation, biological process: protein insertion into mitochondrial inner membrane; ceramide biosynthetic process. Lineage: Eukaryota; Metazoa; Arthropoda; Insecta; Diptera; Glossinidae.
UUGUUCGUAUUUUCACUUAUUCGUUUUUGUGGUUACGUUCGUGCAAACUCUAUUCUUUCGUAGGUAAUUCAUAUUCGGUCUCUUCAAUACAAAAAAUAACUCAAAGACUUCCUCCACAAUUCAAAAACCCAUAAAUGCAUAAAAAUAAAUUAAGAAAGAUUAGAUUGGUCGUAUAUAACUCUCAGAAAUGCAAAAUUAUCAAUAGACGGGGCAUAUAAGUUGUUACCAAUCUGAAUUUUUUGCACGGUUGCAUAAAACGUAAUCCAGUAGUAGUUUCCAUGCUGUAGUUUAUAAAAUUUUGUUUGUAAAAAUUUGCGUCUCUAAAAAUAUUGACAAAUCGGAGGUUGUUCCGAGAACGAAAGGAAAAAUGUUAAAUUGGCGGAACGUCCGGAUGCACUGGAAGAAAGUAGCUUUGGCCUCCUUGCCUAUAGCUUACGGAUUGAAUGCUCUAAAAAGUAAUUAUGAAAUUUCAAAAUAUAUGCGGACAAUUUGCAAUGAGGUAAAAAAUUCAUCCGGCAGCAGCAAGAAUGUACUGGUGAUAUUGAACCCAGUAGCAGAUAAGAAAAAUUCUGAAAAAAUGUUCAGAAGCUUUUGUGAACCUAUCCUGCAUUUAUCUGGUUUUACUGUGGACAUUAAGAAGACGAAACAUGUUGGCCACGCAAAAACGCUUGUCGAGUCCUUAAUUAGCUUACCGGAUGUUAUUAUUGUGGCAGGAGGUGAUGGCACUUCAUCUGAAGUUGUGACUGGGUUAUUGCGCAGAGGUGUGCCACCAUGUCCAAUUGUUUUACUUCCAUUAGGAGAAAAAAGCAAUACAGCCUUGAGAUAUUUACAGCAUGUGCCAAGUUCAAAACUUGAAACGGUUAAAUGCUUAAUUAGCAGUCUGCAACCAUUAAUCGAAGAUCGAACGCAGUUCUGCAAUGUAGUUAAGUAUGAUAUAAUCGACAGUGAUGCACAUGAGGUUCAUAAGCCAAUAUAUGGCUUGCAAAACUUUUCGUGGGGUCUGCUACGGGAUAUUGAAGCGAAGCAAUAUAAAUAUUGGUAUUUUGGAUACUUAAGACAUCAUGCAGCCGCUUUAUUUAAUGCAUUUUCCGAUAAACUCCAGUGGAACAUUAAAGCGAAGGUAGUGCUUACACCGCCAUGCCCAGGAUGUUCAAAUUGUAAAACGCUAACUAAUCAAAAACCAAAAAUUUCUUUUGCAAGUUUUUACACAACGAGAUCAAUUAGCGAAAAAUCAACAAAUUUUAUUAACGAAUUUUGUAAAGUGGAAAAAAGUGAAUAUGUUGAAAUGAAUCAAAUCGACAUAUCCUGCAUUAAGAACUCAGAUUCGUUUUUCGAGCUUAAGACGGAUUUAGUGAAAUCAUUGACUCCAGGUUUCAAUUUCCUCGAUAAUAUUUCCAAAGUUGUACAUCAGUCAGUUGAACCAGCAAUAUCGUUAAGGAGUCGUACAAUAAAAUUGUAUCCUUCAAUACAAGCCAGUACAUACUAUAUAGAUGGUGAAGAAUACGACGUCCGUCCCAUUAAAAUAUCUCUUAUACCCAAUGCAAUUAAAUUAUUCUGUUAAUUUUUUUUUCAUACAAUAUGUGAAGACCAUAAGAUGCUGGUAUUCGAUAACCUGGA